GCUGUGUGUGGCAGCACUUUCGGCCAAUAACUUCUGCGACAACCGGGAGGCACUUUAUGGUGUUUUUGAUGGUGACCGCAACGUGGAAGUGCCGUAUCUGCUGCAGUGCACAAUGAGUGACAUCUUGGCAGAAGAGUUGCAGAAAACUAAAAAUGAGGAGGAAUACAUGAUCAACACUUUCAUCGUUAUGCAGAGGAAACUUGGAACAGCUGGGCAAAAACUCGGAGGCUCCGCUGUCCUUUGCCAUAUAAAACAUGAUCCCAUGGACCCUGGUGGAUGCUUCACACUAACCUCAGCAAACGUGGGGAAGUGCCAAACCGUUCUCUGCCGGAAUGGGAAACCUCUGCCUUUGUCCAGGUGUUACGUGAUGAGUUGUGAAGAAGAGCUGAAGAGGAUUAAGCAGCAUAAGGCCAUUAUCACAGAGGAUGGCAAAGUGAACGGUGUGACGGAUUCGACGAGAAUCUUGGGGUACACCUUCCUUCACCCAAGUGUCGUGCCUCGUCCUCACGUCCAGUCCAUCACCUUAACUCCACAAGAUGAGUUCUUCAUUCUGGGGAGCAAGGGGCUGUGGGACAGCCUCUCGAUGGAUGAAGCAGUGGAGGCAGUCAGAAACGUGCCUGACGCCCUGGCAGCCGCCAAGAAGCUUUGCACUUUGGCCCAGAGUUACGGCUGCAACGACAGUAUCAGCGCCGUCGUGGUUCAGCUCAACGUGACGGAGGACAGCUUCUGCUGCUGCGAACUUAAUGGGGUCCCACCCCCCAGCCCAGGCAUCUUCCCCCAGUCUGUCAACGUGGUCAUCAAGGACAGGCCAACAGACGCCCUUGGGAUGCCGUCUUCGAGCAGCGGCAUGGCUUCGGAGAUCAGCAGCGAGAUCUCCACCUCCGAAAUGAGCAGUGAGGUGGGGUCCACGGCCUCCGACGAGCCUCCCCAGGUAGCCAUGAACGAGAACAGCCCGGCCUACCCGGGGGAGCAGCGCUGCAUGCUGCACCCCGUCUGCCUGUCCAAUUCUUUCCAGCGGCAGCUUUCCAGCGCCACCUUCUCCAGCGCCUUCUCCGACAACGGCCUUGACAGCGACGACGAGGAGCCCAUCGAAGGGGUCUUCACCAACGGCAGCCGCGUGGAAGUGGAGGUGGACAUCCACCAUAACUUAAUUGAAGUUGCGACGGAUGCGCCGCUCAGAAAAACGGGGGGCUACUUUGCUGCUCCAGCUCAGCCCGACCCCGACGACCAGUUCAUCAUCCCACCGGAGCUUGAAGAAGAAGUCAAGGAGAUUAUGAAGCAGCACCAGGAACAACAGCAGCAGCAGCAACAGCAGCAGCCGCGGCAGUACCCCAUGGACCACCUGGCAGACUAUUACGACACACCACUAUGA
Molecule: messenger RNA, 1372 nt
Organism: Tauraco erythrolophus (red-crested turaco)
Lineage: Eukaryota; Metazoa; Chordata; Aves; Musophagiformes; Musophagidae
Source: RefSeq, a predicted model, not a curated record